Hermetia illucens (black soldier fly) is the source of this 775-nucleotide messenger RNA. It is a transcript of the gene Csl4, whose product is annotated as exosome complex component CSL4. The transcript has 4 exons. Gene Ontology annotation, cellular component: nuclear exosome (RNase complex); cytoplasm. The record is from RefSeq and is a predicted model, not a curated record. Bases 128 to 748 code for a protein of 206 amino acids. Gene Ontology annotation, biological process: RNA processing. Gene Ontology annotation, molecular function: RNA binding. Lineage: Eukaryota; Metazoa; Arthropoda; Insecta; Diptera; Stratiomyidae.
CGUAAGAAUAGUCCAUGGUAACGUUGUAUUCUUCAAACUUCUGUCAUAUAUUCGAGUUGACAACUUGCGCUGCACAUUUUUGCCGUCGAGUAAAUCGCUGUUGUUUAUGUAAAAAUCAUCUCAUGCAAUGGGUCCAGUCACACAAAAUUCCGAUUUGAUUUGCAUUCCCGGUCAGCGCUUAUGCUUAUCUGAUGAGAACACAAUAGCUGGGCAAGGGACGUACGAACGGCAAGGAUACAUUUAUUCGACUUUGGCGGGAACAGUCCACAUUCGGCAACAGGACAAUUCAAAAUUUAUUGAAGUUAAAUGCUUUGGGAGUCCAACCAUCGUUCCCAUUGCUGGAGAUGUGGUGACAGCCCGUAUUACCCAGGUCAACCAGAGAUUCGCCAAAUGCUCCAUCACCUGCAUCGGAGAUCAUAUUUUGAAUAGAACUUACAGGGGGCUGCUACGGAAGGAAGACGUGAGAGCAACUGAAAAGGAUAAGGUAGAAAUGUACAAAUGUUUCCGCCCGGGAGACAUAAUCCUAGCAAGAGUGCUCCCACAAACAGAAUUGUCUUGCUACCAACUCAGUACAGCAGAAAAUGAACUAGGAGUCGUGGUAGCUUUGGCGAAUGAGAGCGGCCCUUACGGAGUUCCAAUGGUGCCCAUAAGUUGGACGGAGAUGCAAUGUCCAGACACACUCGUGAAAGAACCCAGAAAAGUAGCCAAAAUUGUACCAGAAAGCGCCCUAAUAACGCGCGUUGAAUAAGAAUAAAUGUUUAAUAAUUUAACUUAA